AUGAGGUUGGCACCUCUCAUGGAGUCUAUUGUUCGUAAAACGGCUUCUGACGAAGAAUUUGAGUCAGGUCGAGAAGGAAUGAUGCUGAGAUGGACAUGGGCAAUGCUUGUUUCGACUUCAUUAUGUAUUAUGCUCUACCAGGGUGACGAUACCCUGAUGAAGGUGGACCGUGAUUUCCAGAGCAAUGAUCUCAGGCGAGAUGCAAGGCUGAGGCACAGCCCGCCCGCGAUUGGUAGGUUCGAAGCCACUCCUAAUGCACGGGAAGCUAAAACCGGGGCAAAACAAACAAACAGACUGGGCACAAGUGGACCCGCGCCACAUGCUUGCUGUGGCGGUGAGGGGAUGACGUUUUAUAGGGCGGGAGAGGAUGGAGCGCUGGGAGCAGGGUUUGAGCGGAUGACGCAUCAUCAGAGGACUCGAAUGGCGACGCUCACGGGGCAGCGGAGACAUCGGCGUAACUUCAGGUUGCAUGUGCAAGGCAGUACAGAAGCUUUGUAG
Coccidioides immitis RS is the source of this 498-nucleotide messenger RNA. RefSeq lists its product as uncharacterized. Lineage: Eukaryota; Fungi; Ascomycota; Eurotiomycetes; Onygenales; Onygenaceae. The transcript has 2 exons. The coding region runs from base 1 to 498 and encodes 165 amino acids. The record is from RefSeq and is a predicted model, not a curated record.